This is a messenger RNA of Caenorhabditis auriculariae, 9441 nucleotides long. The record is from the annotation of a GenBank genome assembly. NCBI's taxonomy places the organism in Eukaryota, Metazoa, Nematoda, Chromadorea, Rhabditida, Rhabditidae.
AUGAGGACGAUAGUUUUACAAGAAAACGUUCUGCAUCUCCAGAUGAAUAUUCUGAAGAACACUUGCGGCUUUUACUCAGGAUACCGAAAAGAACAAAAGGUUUUAGUAUUAGGAAAGGAACUUUUUAUUUAUUCUUUGUUCAACUCUCAGAACAAACUUUUUCCUGUUGAGUCAACGUCCAAGGAUAGUCCACUGGGAGUAUUUUCUGUGUUGCCACCGGCUUUGCGGACGAAAAUUCUCCAUCAGUGCUCUCGUGAGAGUUUUUUUGAACUUAUAGAGAAAAAAAUUUAAAUUUUUCUGAAAAUUACCAAUUUUUCAACAAACUCUCGAUUUAGUAUAUUCCCUCUCAUUCUUGGCUCAAACGUCUACAGCCUGGUCAAAUGUAUUGAAAAAUUACGUUGCAUCUCCGGUUUUCGCUCGGCGGUUUCAAAGAGACUAUUUGAGAAGGAAGCGAUUUAUCGCUCUACAAGUGGAUCCUUUUUUUGGAUGCGGUAAGAAUAUUUUCUCAUUUGAAGGCGCAGGUCCUGAUAUUAUUUCAAUUUUUGCUCAGAUUUUUAAAAGUCUUGUAAAAAUAUAGCUAAUUCAUGGCUGACUUGAUCCAUCAAAAAAAGGUCCCGACACGAUAAUGUAAGAGAUAGGGUCUGGUUGGUGGAGAGCGCAGACACGAAAAGGACCUUUUUCUUGAACAUGAAAAUCCUUAUCUCUUUUUUUAUCUUCAAGAUUUUUCGAAUAUGGAUGUAUCACAUAAAAUAAAAACGUUCUAUAUCUUUAAGAACAAAAACAUUUUUCUUCUGGAAUUAUUAUAUAGUUUGAUUCCAAUUUUUUUUAUCCAGGAUUGCUCGUGAAGUCGAUAACAAUCGAGUUCUCGACCUCAAUCAGAGCCGCCAUUCUGCUGAACAUUUGCCGAAACUUGCACUCAUUUCUUGGAAAAUUGACCGGUUUCGGUCGGAUUAUUGACGCGGUAUUUGGAAAUCUGCAAUCAAUCUCAAGAAAAACUGAACUUUAUUGAAGUUAACGAAGCAAUGGACGUUUUCCGAACGGCGAUAUGUGUUGAAAGCGGCGAUUCUUUUCAAUCCCAGUCUUCGGAUUUAUUUGAGGACCGUUUUGUUGGAACCUCCGGGCGUUCAUCCCAAAAUGGAGAUUCAGGUUAUUUUGUUUUGUAUCGGAAAAUAAAAUUCCAGGUUGCGACAGAGUUUUUUUUCAUUAUUUUUCGACUUAUUAAAGCGGAAAUAAUCUAGUUAGGGAUUUUUCUUGAUUCUUCUAUUUUUUUGGAAUUAUCUAUUGAGACGGUUUGAAAAAAUGUUUAUUUCAAUAUUAGCUUUCAAAAAAAAGUUCAUUGAAAGAAGGCUAAAAGGCAAGUGUAAAAAUUUGAAAAAAAAAAAACAUUUUUGGCUUAACUUGAGCUUGUAAGUUUCGAAUAAAACCAUUUAAAAGAUCAUGGAUGAAGUAAUUUUAUUGACAUAAUCUCUGUUCAGCUGUGAACACUUUUAAGUUUUGAAAUGGCAUUUUUUCAAGCUUCAGAGUCGAGAAAAUUCUACAAAUAUUAUCUGUAAAACCGUUAAAAUCUCAUCAAUUCGUUAAAAUCCGAAAUAUAAGAGAAAACGCUCUUGAAAAUAAUACACCUUUUAAAAAGUAAAAUAUACUUUUCAUAAUAAUCAACUUCAGAUCCGCGAGGACCUCCGCGAAUUAUUUCUGACGGGUCCAUUUGGCCCCGGAACCUACGACUCCGAGUGUGAACAAGGCGCUGCGAUUUCAAUCCUCAUCCGAAAUUUCAAGAUUCAGUUUCAAGUCCGCGUCUUCUACAUGCUCUUUGGACCCAUCAAAGAUGGUUUUUUCUAUAAAAAUCAUAAUGCAGAAAGACGAAGUUUUAAGGAAAUUUUUUAAAAUUUUUCUGACGCGCCCUGAUUUCUUAAUAGAGAUAACAUUCACAUAUUUUACCUUCGAUAAUUUUGUCCCCUUUCGUCAAAAGUUCAUUCAAAUGCUCAACUUUUGUCUUUUUGCCACACCUGUGAAAAAUAAAAACAAUUUUCAUGUUCAGGUAAGAUCUCAUGGGAGGAGUUUCACGAGCCGAGUCAGGAGGACACUGAAAACGCACCGAAUCCAGUCAGCCGACUUCGCUUUUUCGACACCAAAACCCGCAGUUGUUUGCGGGACAUCAUAAGAGCUUUCGACCGUUUGCUCCUAUGCAACGCUCGAAUUUUCGAAAAGUACGUCGUCUGGACCGACAAAGACGUCUACACCCUCUUCACGCGCUUGCAAAGUUUAUUUUUAGACUGCUUUUUAGUGUCUUUGAAAAAUAUUCAUUGGUAAAAUGUUAAAAAAAUCCUAGCGAAAUUUAGAGAAUACUUUUGAAAAACAAGAUGCACUUCUGUGCACUAUAUUUUUCACGAGAAAUUUUUUUGGUAUGCGUCUUUUUUUUUUUUGGCCACAUAUUCAGCUUUAUCAACACGGUUCAGGUUCAAAGAAGAUUUAAUCAAGUGGAAGAAAUUUUUUGAUCUUGACGCUUCAGAACAACUAUUGAAUGUUAAUGGAAAUUUAAGUCCAAAAAGUGGUUUGUAAUUUUUCACAAAUUACAGUGACUCUAGAACUAUGAACUUUAUGAAAAAUAACCUACUUGAAAGAAGAAAUUCAGAAGUUGGGGUGAGUUAUUGGGACGAUACGGCGGUGGUCAUGGCGAUGGCGAUGAAUCCAGACGGCCUGCUGCGACAGUUUCUCCUGCGAAGCUGCAGUCGCAGCUGCGAACACUACGAAGAACGCACCAAAGACGCGGCUCUCAUCAUUGCUCAUGUUCGAUGGGUUUUAGUACCUCUAGUUGAUCGUAUAUCACGAAAAGGGUUGCAGUUCAUGUUUUUGUGGAAAAGAGAUCCGUCGGAUGAGUUAGGCCGGGUUCUCCGCGACGUGUUCCGCUUCAUCCGACGGCAAGGCGGACGCCAAGACGACGCGUGUGCUCGAUUUCUGGACAAGAUUUGGAAUGCUUAUCAUCUUCGCGUUACCAACUUCUUUGCGGACAAAUCGGGUAAGCAUUUUUCUUGUCGAUUUUUGAAGUGAGUUGCAUAUUCUUUAGGUAGAAUCAUAAAGAAAAUUAAUUUUAGCAGGAGUGAAAAUAGUUUCAGAAUAUCCUAAGGAUCAAGCAGCCAGACUUUGAGAAUCUUCCGAAAAUUUGCUGGAAAAUAUAGGCCGUUCCCUGAACGUUUUCGAAACCUGGAAGUUUGUGAAUUACCAUAUACGUGACCAGAAAGCGAGUUUUGAAAGAUUUUGAGGGUUCGAAACUCGAAUAAAUCGCGAAAUAGUAUCUGAAAAGCUUUUUUUUUCGAAUCGAAUUCAGGAUACUUCAAAGUAGUGAAUUUUCAACAGACUCAAAGCAUUUCUUUUUCACUGACCGUGUCAGAAUUUUCAAAUUUUCCUGCUCCGAGUGAAGUUGAGAAAAAAGCUAAAGUAUUUUAAUUCGGAUAUUCAUAAAAAUAUUUUUUUUUGCAGUUCACGCUCAAACGAUGACGAAGAUUGAAAUGGAAUCGCAGCGAUCUCUCAGCGAACUUUUAUCGGAGUUUGUGGAGGAAGCCGAUGCCAUUUAAUAUUUCUUAUUAAUCAAUUGUAGAGAUAAAUUUGCAAUAUUUCAUCUCGUAUAGCACUGAUUCGUUUUUCUUUUAAAAUUGCCUGUGAAUGUGAUUUUUUUUUUCUGUGAAUAUUGUCACUUGUUUUGUGUUUCUGUUGAUUUUUUGUUGUUUUUCUUACAUAAAUUGAUUGCGAUUAGUUAUUAUUUACAUUUCUAAUGGUUUCGCCUUUAAUUAUUGGGAAAAAAAGAAGUUGUUCAGCUUAUACGAAUUAGAAAGCAUGCGGAAGCUCAUUGUAAGUAUAUAUUUUUGAAUCCGAGCCUUGGUAUUCUUGAGAAAAGUUUAUAAAAAAAGUCUUCAAACAAUUUUUUUCACUAUGUUUUUGAGCUACGGUAUUCCAUUUUUCUGUGCGCAUCGUCACGACGAAAAGCGGGAUUUCAAGUUUAAAUAAUUUUUUUUCUAUUUUUUAAUAUCAUUUUUGAAUCAACUCUGAUGCCAAUUCACAGUUCGAUAUACGAAGGAUCAAAGGCUUCUGUUUUCAUUCGUUUUUUUUAAAUCCCAUAUUUUCGAAAAGAGGGGAUUUUUUUAAAUUUCACUUCUUACCUUCACUUUAUUUUUUAAUUUUCUUGAUCUGUUAAUCAAUUUAUUGAAUCAAGAAUUUAAGGGUUUCCUGUUUUAUGAAAUUGAGCUUGUUAGCUCGAGUCUUGAUCCGUGGUCCGGACGGAAGAGCUGUUUGGCGCGAAGUCAGUGAAAAUCGGCUUCCAAAAGGGGGCAAAACUCUAUCCUUCCGAUCGGUAAUAUACCAUUCUGAGUUUAUUGCUAUAUAUUCAUUUAAUCAACUGUUUUGUGUGGUAUGAGGAUAAUAGUGGUAAUAUUGCUUGGUUUUCUUUUUGCAUAUUUACCAUUUCAUACUUUAUAAAGAGGAUUAGAAAGAAAGCUUUUUUAAACGUUUAUUGUCAGAAUUUACAUCUUCAAGGUUUUUAUCAAAUACUGUUCGCAGUUAUCUUGAAGAAAUCUCUUUUUCAGCUGGUGUACACCAAAGAUCGCAAAUAUUUUGCAAAAGUGCGUAAACAAUUUUUUGCUGACCGGCCACUUUUAUUCUGUUUUGUUGCUCUCGUUUCUUCGAAUUGACAAUUUCCCCAACAAAAAUGGAAAAUCUCUUGUUUUUUUUUUUGAAUCAAAAUGCCACUCUUUUGAUGUUUUUUUAAAUGAUUGAGUUGAAUGUUUUGAGAAAUGUUUUCUACAACGACUCGAGCGUUCCGAAAAUCUUUCCAACCGAUUUUUGCAUCAUCGAUAUUAGAAUCUAACGGUUAGAUUUUGAUUUGAUACUUUCUUAGUUAAUUUUAGGCCUCGGUAGAUUUUAAAAUUAGCUUUCUAAUUUUUUAAAAGAGAAAGUUUGGAAUAUAAACGUAUUAUCUAGGUAAAAAUUCUUGCGGUAGUGCUUAUUGAAAAAUUCUUUUGAAGCGAAAAGGUCUUUUUAGUUUCGUUUUGAAUAUACGAUAGUUUUGCCAAAACAAGGAUUUUUUAAACACUCUGGAUAAUGAUAAUUAUUUUUUUAAUGGUGAAACGAAACAUGUUCGUUACUUGAUUUUCGGUAUGGUUGCGAUACAUGUUUCAUUUCUCCAUAAAAUAAACCAUAAAUUUUUAUAGAUUCAGUUUCUUUGUCCCUCAAAGAAAUUUUCGAGCUUUCAGAACUCUCUGAUCGGCUUCACAGGAGUUCUUGCCGUCUUCUGCUACGCCCAUUUUCAGAACGAAAUCAACCCCGAUUCCACGUGGGCCAGUGAGUUUUCCCCCACUGAAUAUUGAUUGAAAUUGAAUGGUUUUCAGAAUACUAUCGAUCAAUAGUUCAAGAUCCGUUCAGAUGGCUGGAGAACAAGGAUCAGACGCCGAUAAGCCCCGACCACUCACUGCCAGUGAGGUAAAUGUUUGAAGCUAUUUAUUAACGGAUGAAUCAAAGGCUGUUUUGAUAUGUUUAGAGCAAACUACAAAAAAAAAAUCUAGAUUCAUGUUGGGAAAAUAAUAAAAAAGGCUUGAAAGAAACAUUUUUUUGCAUGACCUGCAUGGACUUCAUAAAACCCGUAAAAUAGUUUUGAAAAAUGGUAUGGUAAUCAUUUUUCUAUCACUAAUAAUCCAAAAGCCCUCUGAACAACUAACAGCGCUUCCUUUAUAAUCAUAUUUAACUUUUUUUUUUCCUGCUUUUCUCUCUACUUUUUCAAAGGAAUAUAAUCUUAAAAGGGAAGUUCAAGAUAAAGAUUUUCGUUUCGAAGAGCUUUACUUUGCAUGUUUCACUGUAUGUACAUGAAUUUUCAUAAUAAUUACUAUUUGUAUGACAAAUUAUACUGUUAGAUUCGAAACUUCGGAAGAUAGAGAGCGUUUAAAAAUGAGAGGACGCUUUUUUUAUUCUCUGAACGCCCUUGUUCACCUGUACUCUGAAAUGAAUUUCAAAAAUUGUUCAUCUGAAAUCCUCAUGUUCGUUUAGCGAUCAGAUUCCUUGAAAAUCGUUCUGUGUUUGAGGUAAACAACACGGAUUCUCAAUCACCACGGAAAAAGCCGAAUAAAAAGGGGAACUAUCGGUGUCCAAAAUGCGGCGUCACCUACACGCGUUACACCUCAUUGUGUCGCCACAUCGCGACGGCUCAUGCCGGCGGCCAUUUCUGCAAACUAUGCAAGGAUACGGUUCCGCUGACGCAAACCGUCAAGAAGCACAUGGCGAUGAAGCACGGACUGAAAAGCGUGGCCACUUGCACCUGCUGCCACUGGACCUUCGUCGACAAGACGGGAAUGGCGGCCCACAUGAUGUGUCUCAGCCAAGGCGGCCAUCCCGGCGUCUCCAUCGUCAUCGCCGUCAGCACGCACAAGCCCGGGUCUCUCCUUCAAGGAAAGGACUUCCCCGUAGAGGAGAUGUCCUCGACCAAAAGAAAGCGCCGAGUCUGUAACUUUCUGCAGGGUCCUUCGAAAGGUAAAUGGCGAGAAAGCUGCAAAACACAAGCCAGCGAAAGAAUUGCUUGCGAUCUUCAUGCUUGUCGCGCUCGACCGAUAACGCCACGGAAAGAAAUCCUUUAAAAAACCAGGAAAACUCGGAGAGACCAAAGAACAGAAAAAAAUAUAUAUAUGAAAAAUCCUGAAAGCAAGUUUUUUUCUGCUUUUAUUUCGCAUCGGCAAUUUUUUUGCUAGCUUUUUCCGCGCAGCUUUUUUUUCUUGAUAGCUUUUUGUCAAAACUAGAGAGACAUGUUCCAAAAAACCAUGAGCUAAAAACGUUUGAAGAUUUUUCCCAUCCAAGUUCAUUUUGGAAAGAAAAUUUUGAUCGGUCAAUAUAAAUAUUUGAAGAAAAAUUGGGAACCUAUCAGGCAUUUGUAUCUAUUAAUUGUACCAAUAAAGAGCAUUAUGCGGGUUUUGUUGAGUGUCUCACUAAUUUUGACUCGUCCUUCAGUUCCUAAACCCUAUUUUUAUGUAGAAGGAGGAGAGCCAAGUUUCAAGAAAAGGAAAACCCGGGCCGCAUCCGUGAAAGAAGAAUCUCGUCUCACAAACACAGAGUCGAUUCUCACGGACACCUACGGCGAUCCUGACCCUUCUAACUUCAAAAUCAAAGAAGAGCUCGUCGACGAGGAAGAGGAUACUGAAGAGGACGAAGAAGAAGAAGAAGAAGACUCUGGAGAGGAAGAAGAAAUGUCAGAAUCCGACACUGACGAUGAUGACGCUAGGGAAGACAAGAAGGAUAAAGACUACGAGUACGAGAGUUCAUCUGAAGAAGAUGAAGAAGAGUUCGUCGAAAAAGUUUUUCCUGUCGGUCAUAAUACCAGAAAGGCCUAUUUUAAGCGGGAAUCCACUUGAAAUUUCACCACUUCCGUAUUAAUUUAACAAAAGCCCAUGAAUUUUCUUUUUGGUACAUUUUAUUGCUUGUUACAUGCACUGUUUUUUCAACGAUUUAAAGUGUCCGACAAAAAAACUGCUUCGGUAGCACCUUUUAAUUAACAGAAAUUGGUUUGCAUCGGCAAAAUAUCUUGAAUCGAUUCUCACUUUGAAGCUUCAAAUCGUUGAGAAUAUAGUAUUAAUCAUUUUUUCUGCACUUAUGCGGGUUUUCUCAUGCGUUUUUAUUUUCAUUUCCUCACUUUCCAAAAUUUUUAUCAUGUCAUUUCUAACUUGGAGUUCACAGGUGUGUAAACCGGUUCAAUUUUCUGAUCUCGCUCAUUGAAAUCUUUCACGACGUUUUGCACUUAUCAUUUUUCACAUUUUCGGACCGUUUUAUAUUUUUAUGUCGAAUGAAAGAAUGAAAUUUGUGCUACUCGAAAUUUAAUCAGAAUCAAGGUCUUUGGUUCAAUUUCUUUUGAGGUUCACCAAGCCUUUUAUACCUCCAAAAAAAAGGCUGAACUCAGUGGAAAGCCUAAAGCUGAAAACCAUUGAUUUUAUGUUGUGUUCAAAGAAAUUUCCGGAAUGCAAAACUAUCUCUGACUCUCCAAAAUUUACUUAUCUUUUUCUUUCUCUGACGGCUGAUUCGGAAUUACUUUGAACACGGCAUUUUAAGUUUCUUGAGUGUGAAAAAAGUACUUCUAUGCUAUGAUAACUCAAGUUUUUUUUUAAAAUAAGACUUUUAACGUAAAGAAUAAAUGUUUUAUAGUUUGGAAACUAACAAUUAAAGCUUGAAAAUUCCUGAUAUAUGAAAAUCUGUAUAGAUUUUUAAUAUUUUUUUCAAAGGUAAAUGAACUGGUCAAAGAACCGUCGCCGGAAACCAACGGCUUCUACUUCCAACAGACCAUGUACCGUAUCAAGGAUCCGAGGAAAUCGCUGCCGUUUUAUACCAACGUCCUUGGAAUGAGGUAAAAAGGGGAUAGAAUUGAGAGCAAAUUUAGUUUCAAGAAACAUGAUUCGAAUCGAAAUCUUGGUAAAAGAGACCAUUCAGUUGAAAGUUUCCUUUAGAAUAUAUGUGAAGUUUUUCAAUUUUUCAAUUUUCAUUUCUUUUUUUGGGUACGAAAAUGAAGUUUUUUUAUUUUUUUAAAAUAUAUGAAAAAUUUUUCUUCUAAAUUCUCCAAUCUGACGGUUUUCAAUUGAUUUUUUUAAUGUUUUGUACAACGCGUAUUUUUUGCUUCGUAAAGUAGAAUAUAAGCUAGAAUAGAAAGAGAAAAAUAUUUACUUUGCCUUCCAGGCUCCUGAAACAAUUGGACUACGAAUCUGGAAAAUUCUCCCUGUUCUUCAUGGGCUAUAAAGACGCUGGAGAAAUCCCGAAGGACGAUUCUGAACGGGCUCGAUUUGCUCUCAGCACUCAUUCCACUAUCGAACUCACUCAGUUUGUUCAAUUUCAUCAUUUUCUUGAUGAAUUUCGGGAUUUACAGUAACUGGGGCACGGAAAAUGACCCGAACUUGAAACAUCACAACGGCAACAAGGAUCCUAAAGGAUAUGGUUAGUUUUUGUUUGCGCAUGAAAACGCUAUAACCAUUAUAAAAUGAAAUGUAGACGUGUAAUAUCGGAAUUAUUUCAUUGUGAGGUUUUUUGAGGGUUUUCGUCAAUUUAUAGUUUCUCACGGUAAUAAAAUAAUGUUGCUAAAUGAUAGAACUAAAAAGCAACAAAACAGCUUUUUUUUCAAUAUUUUUCCGUGUUUCUUCUUAACUUCGAGUUUCCCGCCAAAAAAGCCGCGUCGCGUACGCAACGCAUAACCCUUGCUGAUCUACCCAUCUCGCCUUUCAAGUCGGAAAAAAACAGGCCAAAAGAAGAGAGUUCCUCGCAGGUCACAUCGGAAUCCAUGUCCCCGACGUCGAAGAGGCUUGCGCCAGAUUCGAGAAGCUGGGCGUCGAGUUCAUCAAGAAGCCGCAGGAAGGAUCGAUGAAAGGCCUGGCUUUCAUCCAGGACCCCGACGGCUACUGGAUCGAGAUCUUCAACGCCAAAAACGUCGCCUGA